UUCAAGCUCGGAGUAAUCUUUUCGAGCCAGUCUGUGGGCGACAGCUGUGGGAAUACUUUAGAUUUAUACGCGUAAAUAUUUCGUCGAGACCGGCCGUCAUCGCUAACAAGAAAAGGUAAAAGAUGCCGACAAAAGAGGAAACGCCAGAACCAGCAGGUCCUCCAAGGACCGAGCUGCAAGAAUUGCAACUGAAAGCCGGUCAAGUUACAGAUGAGUCCUUGGACAGUACCAGGAGGAUGCUUUCCCUCUGCGAGGAGAGCCACGAGGUGGGAAUGAAGUCACUAGUCAUGUUGGAUGAACAAGGGGAGCAACUGGAUCGCAUUGAAGAAGGAAUGGACCAAAUCAAUACUGAUAUGCGUGAAGCAGAAAAAAAUUUGACUGGCAUGGAGAAAUGCUGUGGGCUUUGUGUGUUACCUUGUAACAAGGGAGCUUCAUUCAAAGAAGAUGAAGGAACAUGGCGGGGAAACGAUGAUGGCAAAGUUGUGAACAACCAACCACAAAGAGUGAUGGAUGACCGAAAUGGACUUGGACCACAAGGGGGAUACAUUGCUAAAAUCACAAAUGAUGCCAGAGAAGAUGAAAUGGAAGAAAACAUGUCACAAGUGAAUACAAUGAUUGGUAACCUUCGCAAUAUGGCUAUUGACAUGGGCUCAGAAUUAGAAAACCAGAAUCGACAAAUAGAUAGGAUUAACCGUAAGGGUGAAUCCAAUGCAACAAGGAUAGCUGUGGCGAACCAACGUGCUCAUGACCUUCUCAAAUAAAUUAGAUAUUACAAAUCCUC
This is a messenger RNA of Cimex lectularius (bed bug), 781 nucleotides long. RefSeq names its product synaptosomal-associated protein 25 (gene Snap25). The record is from RefSeq and is a predicted model, not a curated record. Lineage: Eukaryota; Metazoa; Arthropoda; Insecta; Hemiptera; Cimicidae. Gene Ontology annotation, biological process: exocytosis; synaptic vesicle fusion to presynaptic active zone membrane; synaptic vesicle priming. The coding region runs from base 123 to 761 and encodes 212 amino acids. The transcript has 8 exons. Gene Ontology annotation, molecular function: syntaxin binding; SNAP receptor activity. Gene Ontology annotation, cellular component: SNARE complex; plasma membrane.